This is a messenger RNA of Balaenoptera ricei (Rice's whale), 4985 nucleotides long. It is a transcript of the gene NMNAT1, whose product is annotated as nicotinamide nucleotide adenylyltransferase 1. Lineage: Eukaryota; Metazoa; Chordata; Mammalia; Artiodactyla; Balaenopteridae. The coding region runs from base 325 to 1170 and encodes 281 amino acids. Gene Ontology annotation, biological process: NAD+ biosynthetic process. The transcript has 5 exons. The record is from RefSeq and is a predicted model, not a curated record. Gene Ontology annotation, molecular function: nicotinate-nucleotide adenylyltransferase activity; nicotinamide-nucleotide adenylyltransferase activity.
UUACCCUCAUUAGCAUCCGGGCUGCGGGGCGUCUGUUGGAGGGCUCGGGCCCGUCCGCCCUGAGGAGGGGCUAAGUCCCCUCCCCGAGCUCUUGAAAAACCCGCCUGUGGUGGAGUAAGCUCAGGACUGCUUAGGGUCUUUGAGGGUCAGGUACAACUGUCCCUGAAGCUAGGUCACAUUGAAGUUUGGAACAGGGAGUCUUGCCCCUUCAUUCUUUCUGUUUCUUUCUGUGGAACCGAAAACCUCGGUAAAUUUGCCUUUGGAACAGACAGUAAGAGAGGUGUCAGAGUUUUCCAUUUAGAUAGACAACUUCAAAUUCUCAGCAUGGAAAACUCAGAGAAGACAGAAGUGGUUCUCCUUGCUUGUGGUUCCUUUAAUCCUAUCACCAAUAUGCACCUCAGGCUGUUUGAGCUGGCCAAGGACUACAUGAAUGGAACAGGAAAAUAUGAAGUUAUCAAAGGCAUAAUUUCUCCCGUCGGCGAUGCAUAUAAGAAGAAAGGACUCAUCUCUGCCCAUCACCGAGUUAUCAUGGCACAACUCGCCACCAAGAACUCAAAAUGGUUGGAAGUUGAUACAUGGGAAAGUCUUCAACAGGAUUGGAUAGAGACUGCCACGGUGCUAAGACACCAUCAAGAGAAGCUGGAGGCCAGUAGCUGUGAUCACCAGCAGAACUCACCUGUACUGGGAAGACCUGGACGGAAGCGGAAGUGGGCUGAACAAAGACAAGAUUUUAGUCAAAAGAAAUCACUAGAGCAAACAAAAACAAAAGGUGUGCCAAAGGUGAAGUUGCUGUGUGGAGCAGAUUUCUUGGAGUCUUUUGGUGUGCCCAAUCUGUGGAAGGGUGAGGAUAUCACCAAAAUCGUGGGAGACUAUGGGCUUAUAUGUGUUACUCGGGCUGGAAAUGAUGCUCAGAAAUUCAUCUAUGAAUCCGACGUGCUGUGGAAACACCAGAACAACAUUCACCUGGUGAAUGAAUGGAUCACCAAUGACAUCUCAUCCACAAAGAUCCGGCGAGCCCUCAGAAGGGGACAGAGCAUUCGCUACUUGGUACCAGACCUUGUCCAGGAAUAUAUUGAGAAGCAUAGUUUGUAUAGCUCCGAGAGUGAGGAGAGGAAUGUUGGGGUGAUCCUAGCUCCUUUGCAGAGAAAAAUUGCAGAAGCUGACACAUAAGAAAUUCUCCAGCAUGGUAUUGUGGACUUCCCUUUUGGGAAUUUGAAACAGUGUGGGUGUUAGUGAAUGGGGGAAGGAAUUGUGAUCCUCUUUAAUAAAUUAAAGUUUAAAAGGUUGGUUAAAAUCAGUAAUAAUUUAAAAUCAGGUUUAUCUUUUUAUCAGAAGUUACUAAGAUGAAUGAUUUCAAUUUUUUUUUUUAGGAAUAUACAAAUCCCUUUAUCUUUAAAACAAGAGAUUAGUAGCAGAGCUAAUUGUAGAAAAACAUAGAAGAACAUUCAAUAUACAAAUCCCUUUAUCUUUAUUUUUUUAUUAUUAUUUUUAUAAAUUUAUUUUAUUUAUUUAUCUUCGGCUGCGUUUUGGCUGCGUUGGGUCUUCGUUGCUGUGCGCGGGCUUUCUCUAGCUGCAUCGAGCUAGGCCUACUCUUUGUUGCGGUACACAGGCUUCUCAUUGCGGUGGCUUCUCUUGCUGCAGAGCAGGGGCUCUAGGCGCGCGGGCUUCAGUAGUUGUGGCACGUGGGCUUCAGUAGUUGUGGCUCGCGGGCUCUAGAGCGUAGGCUUCAGUAGUUGUGGUGCACGGGCUUAGUUGCUCUGCGGCAUGUGGGAUCUUCCCAGGCCAGGGCUUGAACCCGUGUCCCCUGCACCCCUGCAUUGGUAGGCGGAUUCUUUUUUUUUUUUUUUUUUUAUAAAAAAGUUUUACCUGAUCUUUAUUACCAGGAUAACAUGAAAUAAAAAGCUCUUAAGCAUUUAUACACAGAGAAAAAUCAAUAGGGAGACUGGUAGGACUCAGUAUCCAUAGUAGCUAAAAUAGGAAAAGGCCAGGGACUUUAUCAGUGGAGUCACAAAACAGACUUAACCAAAACUGCAAGCUAGGCAACAAGCAGUUUCACUUCAGAGACUUUAUUGCGGGGCCCCAGUUACCUUAUCUGAAAAUAAAUGAUUAUAAGUAACACUUAUCUGAAGGGAGAAUUCUGGGAGAAUUAAACUAUCCCCUACAAGACGCAAUGAGCAUACUUAGGUAUUAAGACCUGAUUGCUUAGGGUGUGAAAGUUCACAGCACAGUCUACUCCAGGACCUUCCUUAAAGGUUUAAAAACCUCAAACAAAAGUUCUUAAUACAAGAACCAAUGUUUAAAGCAUAAAAUCCUUUCUUGGAGUGUUCAGCCCAGUUGAUUAUCAAAAGCUAUUUAUAAAAUGCUUCAAUACUGAUGAUAUUAAAACUACCAAAACUCUGUAAUGAUCACAAAGAUUUGGCCUCCCAGGUUAGAGUCCAAAGUCAUUCUGACACCUGAUAACAUUGCAGAGAUGUCAGUCAGAUGCUUCUUAACCUAACAAUGUGGCAUCUGCUGUCUAUGUUUGCCGUCAAUCAUAAUCUCCAGCCAUCUUCUUAAUGUGUGACAAUUUGCUCUUCAACUGCUUGCCGUAAUUCCUCUUACUUUUGUAAUCUGCAGAUCCCUUAACUUGUUUCAGUCUAUUGUGUUCAGCAGCAGCAGCCAUGUACUCUUCACUUUCUUCUCUAUAGUCAUCCAGUUCUUUAUCCAGACGAGAGAGUUCUUUAUUGAUCUCAUCAAGUUCUGCUUGUAAGCUCUUGUAUUCCUGCAGGCCAGUGUCAAAAUUCCUCUUGCAGAGUUGUCUUUGUUGAUCUGAAGUGAUGGGUGGAUAUUCCCUGAUCAGUCCUCCUGCAGCUCAUCGCAGGACUCGCCACCCGUCGUGUAGUCUGUUUCAUAGUGGUCUUGCUCUGAUCUCCUCGACUUUCCUCGGUAGGCGGAUUCUUAACCACUGCGCCACCAGGGAAGUCCCCUCUUUAAAACAAGAGAUUAGUAGCAGAACUAAUUGUAGAAGAACAUUCAAUCAAACUAACUACAAAAAGAAUUCAGAAAAGACAUCCUGGCUUUACCACAGAAAGAGAAGUAAAGUAUGAAAAGUAAAGAGAUCAUUUAAGAUCGUAAUUUUAGUUACGAAAGGAAUGAACAUUUUAUGCAUGCCUUUCUUCCUGGGCAGCCCUCGCUCAGGGUGGCCAAAGAAUUCUUAAAAUAGUGAUCUUGUAAAAUGCAUCACUGAUCAGAUCUCCAGCUGUGCAAAAUACCGGCUGUGAAGUCCUGGCAGAAACUCUGCCAGUAGUUGGUUCUCUCCAGCACACAUCAGAAGGCCAGUGAAGCUUUGCUAGGCACGCUUGCCUGAAGCCCCACCUCUAGAGGCAGGGAGAGGGGUCCGAGCCCUGGAAUGUUUAGAAAGGUACACGGGUGUUUCUGAUGCCCACGAGAGGUAGGGAGCCUCUGCCUUCCCCAUGUUAUGCACAGAUUCUCUUAGCACAGCCCUGCUGUGGCUCGUGGUCCAGCCCUGGCCAUCUGCCAUCUCUGUAUAGAAGGGAUGUCGUGCUACCUGAAACAGAGAGAACCACAGAGAAUGAGAGAUCUCACUCAAGGAUUUUGUGAGGUGUGAAUGCUCUUAGACUUUACUGGUAGCUUAAUUAGAUGGUGAAAGGACAUGAGAAAUGCCACACUGGACCAGCCCAGCAGUUCCUCUUUUUUUUUGUGGCUGCGUUGGGUCUUUGUUGCUGCUCACGGGCUUUCUCUAGUUGCAGCGAGCGGGGGCUACUCUUCAUUGUGGUUUGCGGGCUUCUCAUUGCAGUGGCUUCUCUUGUUGCGGAGCACUGGCUCUAGCCGUACAGGCUUCAGUAGUUGUGGUGCGUGGGCUCAGUAGUUGUGGCAUGCAGGCUCAGUAGUUGCGGCACACAGGCUCUAGAGCACAGGCUCAGUAGUUGUGCUGCAUGGGCUUAGUUGCUCGUGGCAUGUAGGAUCUUCCCGGACCGGGGCUCGAACCCAUGUACCCUGCAUUGGCAGGCAGAUUCUCAACCACUGCACCACCAGGAAAGCCCCCCAGCAGUUCCUUUAGCUCAGAAUUUUGGUUCCUGAUGAAUGGCUUGUGGAAGAAAUCUCCACAGCCUCAAUCUAAAACUCUCGAGUUUCUGAAGACCCCUGCUGUUUCUAUUCCAGCCCACUGUGAACCUGCCAUUUGUGGAUUUAAGCAGAAAAAGAGUCUGUUUUCUUAUACUUUUUCUCUUCUUGUCCUUUUGUAGGAACUUUACCCAAACUAGAACACUCAAAUAAUAAUUGAAGUCAUAACGUUAUGUUAAAAACACAAACUUGUUAUAUGGUUUGCUACUGAUUAAAAUUUUUUGGAAGUUUUACCAAUUAAUAAAGCAAAAAGACCAGAAAUAGCUUUUUCUAGAAUAGUUUUAUGGUUCAUGAAAAUCACUCUGUGAUAGAAAGAGGACUAAAGUUAAAUUUCUAAUGAAAGUAGAAUAGGGACUUCCCUGGUGGCACAGUGGUUAAGAAUCCACCUGCCAGUGCAGGGGACACGGGUUCGAGCCCUGGUCUGGGAAGAUCCCACAUGCCGUGGAGCAGCUAAGCCCGUGCGCCACAACUACUGAGCCCUCGUGCCACAACUAUUGAAGCCCGUGUGCCCUAGAGCCCGUCCUCCGCAACAAGAGAAGCCACCGCAGUGAGAAGCCCGCGCACGUCAGUGAAGAGUAGCCCCGACCCGCCACAACUAGAGAAAGCCCGCGCGCAGCAACAAAGACCCGACGCAGCCCCCCAAAAUAGUAAUAAUAAUAAUUUUAAAAGAAGAAAGUAGAAUAAUUUACCUUUACAUACCUACAUCUAAUAAUUUACAUUUCAUACCUACACCACUCUAAAGGAUUUAUACCUCUGCAGAAGAAAAAAAUGUACUUACACCUGUGCAGUUGGCUAGUCAGAUCUGAAGCCACCAUUUGAAAAAGGAAAAUGUUAAAUAAAGUUGGCAAAUGUAAAUUCUACAA